UCCAGCGCUGGCGCGAGAUCGAGGCCGUGGGGCCCGUCACGCCCCGCGCCUCCGGCGACGUCACCUCUGAAUCCGAUGGCUCGCCACGCGGCCGCGUUGGGUGCAUCGUCAAGAAGCUCAGCGGGGCUGCCUCGCUGCCGGAGGAGGACCUGGACGCCGUCAACAACGAACUCGCGCUCUCACAGUCCGCGCCGCCGUCGCCGGGCCCGCUGCGCAAUGCAGUCGAGUCGCUCGCCGUUCAUAUCAAGGGCACUCGCCCGCCCAAGCUGGUGGUCAGGACGGUACGCGGGCGGCGCGCGGUGGAGGAGCUUGUCGCUCGGAUGGCCCAUCGCCGCAGGCGAGAGCUCGCCGCGCUCGCGGAGCGACACGCCGUUACUCGGUUCGGCCAUAAGGGCAGGAUCCAGUCCAUGCUUCGUUUAAAGCUGUUGCGUCACGGAGAUGCAAUUAAUGAUGAAGUGUGGAAUCUACUAAGACCGGUUAGGCCACACCCACCAAAAUGUGGACCUGAGGCAUUGAGAGACGAUAGCCGCAAGUCAGAUUCACAAGAUGCAAAUGAAUGCAAUCUGCAAAAUAAUAGGGCUGAUGAACAACAUAGUGAUGAUAGAAAUCCAUCUGUGGAGAAGUCUACUGGGCUAGCAAUCGAAAGCCUUGUUAACUCCGACGGUUCAGGAAAUCGACAAUAUGAUGAGAAGAUAGACUCAAAGGGUAAUCAAUGUCUGGAAGAUCGUGUCAACUUGGUAAACUCUUGUGUCCACAAUCAAGAAUGUUCUAAAGCUUCAAGCUUUGCAAGCUACAAUGAUCAUCGUGCUGUCUACGAUAAUCAAUACGUGGAUGAUAUCUCCCCAAGUACCAUAAGCACAUCGUGUGAACUCCAAGAAACUCCUUCAUCAAGAGGUGAAACUUUACGAGAAGAAGACAACCAAAGUCUGAAUGGUUCUUGGGACGAGAGAGCACUAUGGAUGAGUAGUCUUGGUUGGCCCGCACCAGUAGAUUCCAUGAGUCCGGACAGCUGGCAUCAGGGCACAAUUGGGGAUAUGGAGAAUCAUAAUCAGAUUGAAUUUAAUGACCGGCCUUGGAUAGACUCCCCUAACUCAUGGAGAUCAUUGCAUAUUACCACACAAGCAGACUGUCGAGAUUUGUCUGGCAAUGCUGAUAUUUGUAAUCUUCUUGAGAGCAAAAAGGUCUCAAAGUCCCUGGAGAGUGAUUUUAGCAGUAAAAUGAAUCAUCUUCUGAGAGCAGUUCUGCAGAAGCAAAGGCAACAACACAUGAUUGAUGAUUUUGGGGGUUACUAUCCGGAACACUUAUACUGGCAACAGAAUGAUGAACCCCGGAAUGAAGAUCAGGUGGCAUCUGCACCAUGUUCAUUAGCACCUGUAUCCCAUGUCACAGCCCACCACCAAGAGAAUUGGCAGCACCCAUCAUUUGAACAUCAACAACAUGAAAAUCAAAAUUUGCUUGAAAUGGAGGUCAGGGUAAGAAGUGAAAUGGCCCAGAUUCAUCAUGAAAUAUAUGAACUACGUAAGUUGGCGGAAAGUUGUAUUGCAUCCCAAGUAAAGAUGCAGCACUCUAUUAAAGAAGAGGUGUGCAGCGCACUUCGCGAAGCUGGGUUGAUGCCAAGCCAGCCUGACAUAACAGCAAAAAAGGGCACGUGCUGCAUCUGCCAUGAGAUGCAAGUUGACUCUUUACUUUACAGGUGUGGCCAUAUGUGCACCUGCUUCAACUGUGCUGAUCAGCUGAAAUCGAGCAGCGGGAGUUGCCCAAUCUGUGAAUCUUCUAUCGACGAUGUUGUUCGGGCUCACCUGAACUUUUGAGAUUUAGGAUUUAGGAAGAAAAACAAAAGCCGACACUCCCAGCUUUAGAAGUGGAGUUCGUGAAGCCCUGGUUUUGAGGAGGCUUCUUGCCUUUUGUUAACCACUAAAAGUAUACGAGCUAGGUUUUCUCCAGAAAAUGUAAAUAUGUUUUCUGCAACUGCGACAUGUAUUGACUAAGAGGGAAACAUAGAUCUAAUCAAAAUGCUGGUCUUGUUUCUUUUGA
Molecule: messenger RNA, 2034 nt
Organism: Hordeum vulgare subsp. vulgare (domesticated barley)
Lineage: Eukaryota; Viridiplantae; Streptophyta; Magnoliopsida; Poales; Poaceae
Exons: 8
Coding region: 321-1811 (496 amino acids)
Source: RefSeq, a predicted model, not a curated record